AAAAAAACACCGCCCAUCAGGUGUGAGCAGGUCGAGUCACGGAAGUUCCCGAGCGAUAACUGCGCGCAGUUGAGGAUUCCUGUAAUUAAACAACGUUUUACGCGUUUUCAGGACAACCCGCUACAGGUGAAGAAGUAUACAUGUGCGAACUAAUGUUUCGGACAUGGCUGCUGGCGUUUGUCGCAGGAUUCCUGCUGUCGGGGGUGCGACCCGUCUGUGGAAUAGAUAUCUACACUUCCCGUGAGCUGGAAGCCGUGAAUGGAACCAACGUGAAACUGAAGUGCACCUUCAAUUCCGUUAAUCCUGUCUCUCAGUCUGUAUCGGUGUCAUGGACCUUCAGACCCCUCUCUGGAGGAGCUGAUGAGUCUGUGUUUUACUACCAGGGGGGUCCAUUCCCCCCACCAGAGGGGCGUUUCAAAGGCCAAGUGGAGUGGUCAGGAGAUGUCCUGAAAAAGGAUGUCUCCAUUACCUUACAGAGAGUGCCUCCGACCUUUAAUGGUACCUACAUCUGCCAAGUGCGAAACCCUCCCGAUGUGCAUGGCGUCAACGGAGAGAUCUACCUCAAAAUUGUCAACAAAGUGACCCUCUCCGAAAUUGGGCUUCUGACAGCUGCUAUCGGAGGAGCUUGCGUUGUCAUCCUGGUUCUCCUGGGUAUCAUUGUUGCAGUGAGGCUCUGCAGGAAAAAAAGUGAACACGGCAUUGAGAUGCACCCAAAAGAGUUUGAGAAAGGGGACCCAACUGUGUGGUGAGGACCACAGAACCAGAGCUUAUCUGAUCCUCUUUCUCUUGGGACUGGGAUGGAGGCUGGUUGGGCUUUUUGGGUCCAUUUUCCUGGAGGCGACAAACAAAAGGCCUCUUUUUUUCUACUAGUCAGACAUCUCUUAAGUUUUGUUUUGACCUGUUCCACACCUGUUUAUAUGAACUUUGAUGAAAUAUUUUACUUUGAUUUUUAACUGGACUUUGAAACAGUAGAGUUGGGGAUGUAAAUAUGGACCAGUGGAUCUAGGUGUGGGUCUUGAAACUUUAUUACCUUAAACCUUAAUUCACAGCAGCAGUGAUUUCAUUUCUGCAGUUACUUAGCCUUAAAUGUUUGCGCCUUUUGUAAUUUGUCACUCUAAAAGUUACUGCCGUGAAUUAUGUUUAAUACUCUGAUCUACCAAGGAUGCAUCAAUGUUUUAAGGCUUUUAAGGUUCAAGCUAAGUAGCUGCACUAACAACAGAUGCUUGACACUAGGUGUGACUCUAAAUUCUGGUGAGGACUUUCCCAAAUCUAAGAGAACGUUAGGCUGGUUUCAGUGCUCCUAAGAAGUGUGCUCCUUCUCUGGGCUUUCUUAAUUCCUGACCAGAGGAUUCUGGGUAACCCGUUUUCUGUUGAUUUCUACUGUGGAUGUCUUCUGAUGUAAACCCUAGUUUGUACUUUUUUCUUACAAGCAGAGAUGUCCACGGUCGGUUUGUCUCACUGUUUGUGUCGUUGUCUGUGUGAAACGAUGCUCUGCUUCAGUUCACCUGCUGACAUGGCUCUUCUGACAGUAGUCAAGAAGGAGAAAGCGGUCCCGAGCUCUGAUGAGCCUGAGCCAAGCAGUGCAGGUGAUGAAGAGGAAGAGGAGGAUGCUCUUGGUGAUGAUGACAAUUUUGGUGACGUCGAUUAGAUGUUUUAGUAAAAUCAACUUCUUUCAAAAGGUCAAAGAAUAAUUUAUAAGUCAGAUUUCUGGUUUGUGAAUUAGAAGAUGCGGUUCGAACUGAACCAGGAACACUGCAAAAACGCAUUUCUAAAAAAGUAUAAGGACAUUUUUUUUGGCAUUUUCUUCUUUUUAUUCUAAAACAUAUCUUCCCCAGCAAAAUAGUAUAUUGCUCAAGUAAAUAUUCUUAAACAUGAUCCAAAGUUUAUAGUAAAAAAUCUGCCAAUGCUUGGCUAGAAUAUAGCAAAAAAAUCUAAACGUGUUCGCAUUUACGAAUUCAAGCCAAGCAACUCUUGCUUACCUCACUGGAAUGGAUUUAGGGUAAUAUGGUCCUCAUUUUAAGUAAUGCUGUUUUCUAGAGAAGAUUGUUUUUUUCUUUUUUGAAAAAAAAAAUAGGAUAAAAUGUCUAAAGAGGACUUUAUACUUUUUAGAAAUCAGUUUUUGCAGUGAGCAGCCUUUGAAUGCAGCGCAUUCCUCCCUUUAGUAAAGCCUCUUCUUGGUUUUGAUAGAGCUUGACUUUCGACAGUUUAUCUCUGUUCUCUUUAAACAGAGAGAAGACAUGAAAGCUUAUUGAUGCUUCAGACAGUUUAUGACUUCCUAACUUUCCUAAUUGUCUCCCCAACAUACAGAAAUGCACUGUAAGAUGUAAAAUUGACCAAAUAGUUUUGUUUUUUAUUAAUAGGUGUGUGUGUGUGUGUGUGUGUGUGUGUGUGUGUGUGUGUGGGUGUGUGUGGAACAGUUUAUUUUUUAGAAAAAAAUGCUGCAGCUAAAACAUUUUUAUGCAGCAUUAAUAACCUUAUUCUAAUAUAUUUUUAAGGGUUGAUUGUAAGUUUUGCUCCUUAAUGCCAUGUAUCUAUUUGUGCUGCUGCCACAUGAAACAUUUCUUCUCUUCACGUUCCUCAUCUGAAAAGAGUUCAGAUGUUUUUACCACAAAAGUUUAAUUUGUUUUGCAAAAUGACUUUACAUGCACAGAGAGAUGAGAAGUGGAUAGUAUUUUUUUAUUUCAUCUUGUACUCAUCCAAAAGUUCUUGUGUUUACUACAUUUAGCUACUGAUGGCUUUAUAAGUGUGUAAAUAUUGUAAAAAGCAUGUUCUAUAUUUUUAGAAACUCAUAAUAAACCACAGAUGCUUCUGA
Molecule: messenger RNA, 2812 nt
Organism: Nothobranchius furzeri (turquoise killifish)
Lineage: Eukaryota; Metazoa; Chordata; Actinopteri; Cyprinodontiformes; Nothobranchiidae
Gene: mpzl2b
Product: myelin protein zero-like 2b
Biological process (GO): cell-cell adhesion
Cellular component (GO): plasma membrane
Source: RefSeq, a predicted model, not a curated record